This is a messenger RNA of Saccostrea cuccullata (small rock oyster), 8319 nucleotides long. RefSeq lists its product as uncharacterized. The transcript has a single exon. NCBI's taxonomy places the organism in Eukaryota, Metazoa, Mollusca, Bivalvia, Ostreida, Ostreidae. The record is from RefSeq and is a predicted model, not a curated record. Bases 1 to 8319 code for a protein of 2772 amino acids. Gene Ontology annotation, molecular function: ATP hydrolysis activity; DNA helicase activity. Gene Ontology annotation, biological process: telomere maintenance; DNA repair.
AUGGCAAAGAGAAGGAAAAUAUCUACAAGACAGCGAAUGCUGCAAGACAAGAUGAGAAAAAGAGAAAAGAGGCAAAGGCCUGCAGAGGUUCUGCCAGACGAAGUCUCAGCUAUGACGACACAACAGUCUGCUGUUCCCUGCGGAACAGUAGAUGGAGCUGAUUCAGCUCCUCCCGGUAAUUUUCCGGGGUUUGGUUCGAUGGGGUUUCCACCUAAAGAGGAAAAACCCCUGGCCAGGGUGCAGGCCUCACCUCGAGUGAAAAUGCACUCACCUGCCCCGAGGUUGUCACCUCCUCGGGGAAGUCGUCUGUUUGUCCAUGACGAGGGCAAGGCACCGUCCACUGACUCCCCACCGUGGGUUUGUGCUCCACCGAGGGCACCUGGAUCGGACACAGUGCAUAUGUCUGAUCCAGCAGGACAGGCGCAGCUGGAUACCUCCAGGAUGGAGGAGACCAGUAGAAUAUCAAAAGAUGAGGGCACUUUAACGAAUUCUAAACUGGAAACUGAACGAAUAUCAAAAGGAAACUUGAACGAAAAACUUGAUAUUAUAGAAAGUAUAAACAGAGAUUUGGAGACUGUAGAAAGUAUGAUGGAUUUUAGAGAUGAUAUAGAGAUCAUAGAAAAUGUGAGAGAGUCAAGUGAUAAAACUGAUGAUAAGGAAGAAAUGAAGGAAACAAAUGAGAGUAAGGUAUUUAGAAAAGUGAGUGAUGAAAGAAAUUGUAAAAGUUGGAAUAUAAAAGAUGUAAAUGAACAACGUGAUCAGAGAGAAGGUUGUAAUGUGCAGGAUGAUGGAAAUCAUGAUUUGAAAGCAAGAAAUUUGUACAAUGUAUCUGUUCAGGGCUCUUUCCAUCAAGCUGAUCCUAUGUUUGGAGACACUGCAGGAACUCAGUGUGUGGCAAAUUGUUUAUCAGGUUUGGCUUAUAAUCUUCUGAAAAGUGCAGAAAUGUGGCAAACAGCUGAUAUCAACAAAGUUUUAGUGAAUGGAGAUGAACUUUACACAUACCUGCAGAACUGUUCUUCAAUUACAAGUAGGUAUUUGUUAGUAGAAGAGUUACCACAGUAUUUUGAAUGCUAUAACAAUACAUUUGACUUUACAGUGAAGGUCUCGGUACCAAGUUUCAUUAGUUUAUCAGAGGAGGAGCCAUGUUAUGAAGAUUUUAAUGCUUAUCCUCUAUUUGAAGCUCUCCAGAUGGCACUUACUGAGACAAAUGGGUGUUUUGUGUGUUUUGGGGGAAAUACCCUUUUAAUUGGAAAAACUACUGAUGGCUUUUUCAUAUUUGAUUCACAUGCACGGUGCUCUCGUGGAUAUUUAAGUGUUAGAGGGAAGAGUACAAGAAUUUUGUUAAAGGAUGUUCAGGAUGUAUACUUACAUCUAUGGUCUCUGGCUCUUUCUAUGGGAUUUUCAAGAACUGUUGAAUGUGAAUUAACUGGAGUGCUGUGUUCACUGAAGCAUUUUGCUAUUGCAGAAGUUAACAAGGUUGAACAUGUUGAAGGUGAUGUAAAGUUUUCAGAAGCAUUCAUAAGUUCAAGACAAGGUGUCAUGAUAUCAGAUCAAUCAAACGUUGAAGAAAAUGAGAGAUAUGCAAGAGGAUUGCAAGGUACAAAGCAAGAGAGCUUAUUGUCAGAUCAGUCAGAGAUAUCACAGACAAAUGAGGUGAUAUUUAUGGAUGAGGAAGUAAAACAACACAAUUUUAUUCCUUUGUCUGUACAGAAGAAGAUGGAGUUGAGCAAAGAGUUGGGAUUGUCUUAUUUUACUUCUAGAUAUGAAAAGGAUGCUGUGAUUGUGAAAGGCAUGGAUAUACCUAGCAAGUGUAAAGAAAUCCAAGCAGAUGGAAAUUGUUUCUUCAGGGCAGUAUCAUUCAGUCUGACAAACUCUGAGAACUAUCACCAACUUGUACGAGAAGCUGUUUGUCAACACUUGUUGAAACAUGAAACAAAAUUUCAGCAGUUUAUGAGAUAUGAGGGAUCAUUAAGGUCUUACUUGGUUUCCAGUAAAAUGUCAGAGGAGGGUGUAUGGGCCACUGAAUUGGAGAUUCAUGCAAUGUCGCACAUGUUGAAUGUUGACAUUUAUACUUAUUCAGACAGGAAAUGGAUUUGUUUUAGUGGGGAAGUGCCAAAUCCUGAAGUAAUUGAACAGAAGGAGUCUAUUUAUUUAUACCAUAGACAACAGAACCAUUAUGAUGUUGUUUUACGUGUUUCAGCAAGUCUAUCAGAAAAGGAAUCGGUCAUGCAAACAAUGUCUUGCAAGAGAGAGUAUAACUUGCGCAGAGGAAAUCGACUUCGAAUGAAAGAAAAGCGAGAUACUUUUGUAUCGAAAGGGCCAUUGCACUCGAGUAGAAUUCGCAAAGACAAAUUAAGGAAAAAGUACAAGGAUAGUAAGCAAUUCCGGAAUAGAAUUAUCAAGCAUAGGAGAGAAAUGUAUUCAGAUGCAGACACAAAGUUUAAAAUACAGAUUAGGAACAGGGAACGGUAUCGUGCUUUAGAUUUAGAACACCGAGAAGAAGUUCAAAGGGCAAGUAGAAGAAGAAGUAAACUCCAAUACUACACUAGCUUCAAUCACAGAGAGGAAAAGAAGAGGAAAAUUGUUGGGAGAUACAGGUCUGAUGUUCAGCACAGAGAACAGGUGAAAGAAAAAAACAAGGAAAAGUACAGAACAGACUCUGAAUAUCAGGAGAAUUUGAGGAAAGCAAGUACUGAGAAGUAUAAGACAGAUCUGACUCAUCGGAAAAAUGUUAAGAGGGCCAGUACGGAGAAGUACAAAACAGAUCUAAAACAUCAGGAAAAUGUUAAGAAGGCCAGUAUGGAGAAGUACAAGACAGACUUAAAACACCAGCAAAAAGUUAAACAAAGAAGCACUGACAAGUAUAAAAUGGACUUGGAACACAAAACUAAAGUAAAACAGGGAGCCUUGGAUAAAUACAAAGAAGAUGAAACUUACAGGAUGAAAAAUAAAGCUGCUCAUGUUCAAAGAUAUAGUUCAAACGAAACUUUUAAAGCAAAUAUGCAAGAAAGAGCUGCAAGGAGGUAUCAAACUGACAUCAAAGUCCAAUCAAAAGUAAAGAAACGUAGUAAGGAUAGUUAUUACUCAUCUUCAGAAGCAAUGAAGAAGAAGAAAGAGAAAGUUGCACAAAAGAGGAGACUGAAGCAGAUGAACUUGGAACAGGAAGAGGAAGUUAUCAGAUUGUUUAAGGAAAAAGCUAAGGAGGGUCCAGAUUAUGCUUGUACUUGCUGCCAUAGGUUAUUGUUUAAAAAUCAAGUUCAAGCUUGUGAACAUCAGAUGUAUGAGAAAAGUGAAUCUGCAAGAACUAUUUCUGACAUUUGUUUGCUAGACAAGUAUUUGCAUGAAUGUUCUGAAUCUUGUCCGGAAGCAUGUACCAAAUCAUCAUUAUGGAUUUGUUACACUUGUCACAGGAAAAUAAUGAGUGGCAAAGCACCAGCGGAGGCUGCAGUGAACGGUUUGAUUCUGGAAGAUAUUCCACCAGAACUGACUCGAUUAAACAGUUUGGAACAGCAUUUGAUUGCGAUUCACAUACCAUUUAUGAAGGUCAUGGCGCUUCCCCAUGGCGGGCAAAAAAAUGUUCAUGGACCUGUGGUUUGUGUGCCUUCAGAUAUGAAAAAGACAAUCAGUUUACCCAGAAAAGAAGAUGAAAACUUAUUGUUGCGUGUGAAAUUAAAAAGGAAAUUGAAUUACAAAGGCUACUUUGAAUAUCAGUUUGUUAAUACAAACCAUGUCAUGUCAGCCUUAUCAUACUUAAAAGAAAACAAUCAGUGGUACAAGGAUUUAAAAAUAACAUCAUCCUUGACUGAAAGUUUGGAGAGUCAUGAAGAAAUGACAGAUGUUGAUACAACAGAUGAAAUUAAUGAAGAAAUUGUUGCAUUUGAUACAUGUUUACAACCUGUUGAUGUUGCACAGGAAGUUUUAGAUCAUUAUUUCGAUGACGUGUAUAAUAUUGCACCAAGCGAAGGGAAGAAUCCUGUUCGAAUGUUACAAGAACCUGGCAACGAAGCGAAGGCAUUUCCUUGUCAUUUCCCAAGUGGUCGUUUCUCCUGGAAUGAGGAAAGAUCAGAAAAAUUAACUCUCUCGAAAUAUUUCAAUAAUAGGUUAAUGAAUGCUGAUGACAGGUUUGCAAAGGAUACCAAUUACAUUUUUUUCAGCCAGUACAUGUCUGAAUUGAAUCAAGUGAUCGAAAAAACACAAAUUUCACUUAGAAAGUCACUAUCAAAAUGUACCAAUGGAAAACCAAUUACGAUACAUAUGCUGCAAGACCCGACUACUCUCUCCAGUUUGUUGAGAAAUGAUGAUGCUUUAAGAUUUAUGCAGCCAAUAAGAGGAACUCCUGCCUAUUGGUCAAGUACUCAAAAGGACAUUUUUGCCAUGCUGCGACAAUUAGGAAUCCCAACUUGGUUUUGUUCGUUUUCUGCAGCGGAGUACAGAUGGAAUGAUGCUGUUAAAGCUAUAUUGCAACAGCAGAAUGAUAACAGAGAUCCCGUUGAGAUGGAGUGGUCAGAGAAAAAUGAAGUUUUAAGAUGCAAUCCAGUCACAGUGGCUAGAAUGUUUGAACACAGGUUUCAAAUAUUUCACAAAGAGGUCAUUCUUUCCCCAGCAAAGCCAAUAGGAAAAGUAAUAGACUUUUUCCAAAGAGUCGAGUUUCAGCAGAGGGGAUCCCCACAUAUGCAUUGUUUAUAUUGGGUUGAAAAUGCACCUAACAUUGAUUCUGAUGGAGAAGAAGCUGUGUGCGACUUCAUUAACAGAUAUGUGACAUGUUCUGUUCCUGCAGAUAGUGAUGACCCAGAAUUGAGAAAAAGUGUCUUAGAAGUACAACAGCACAGCAAGAAACAUUCAAAGUCUUGUAAAAAGAAAGGCACAGAGUGUAGGUUUAAUUUCCCAAGGCCCCCUUCUCAAAAGACUUUCAUUACAAGUGCAAAUGAACAAGAAAACGCAGAGGAGUGUGAAAAAGAGACAAAUGUAAACAAAGCUUUUGCAAAGGAGAUAUUACUUAGUGUUUGGGAUAAGGUACAGAAUGAUGGUGAAAGAAUCAAAACAACACAAGAAUUGUUUGAUGAUCUAUCACUAACACAGGAGCUGUACGAAGAUGCCUACAACAUGUUAUCGACAAAGAGAUCAGUUGUACUUGAACGCUGCCCGAAUGAGGUAUGGACGAAUCAAUACAACAGAUGUCUGUUGAAGUCCUGGGAUGCUAAUAUGGACAUACAGUUUGUGCUGGAUCCUUUCAGUUGUAUUGUUUAUAUAAUUUCCUAUAUAUCAAAGUCAGAAAGGGAAAUGGGUAUGUUACUCAAACAAACAAAGUUGGAGGCUGAGGAGGGAAAUCACGAUGCCAGACAAACGAUGAAGAAAAUUGGUUCAGCUUACUUGCAUCACAGAGAAGUAAGUGCACAAGAAGCUGUGUACAGAGUAUGUAACUUGAAGAUGAAAGAAUGCUCUAGGAAAGUGUUGUUUGUGCCUGUAGGUGACAACCCAGUGCGCUUAAGUAAGCCACUAUCAGUGCUUAAGAAGAAAGCAUCAAAGGAUGAAGAGAUAAAUGUUGAGGAAGAAGAUGAGGAGGAUGAAGUUUGGAUGACAAACAUUAUUGAACGUUACAUGAACCGACCAGAUAAAGCAAUUUUCCAUGAAAUGUGCCUCGCAGAAUUUUGUUCAGAAUUUAGAGUGCUUGCUAAAUCACAAGUUCCGAAGAAGGAAAAUGAGAAUGUUUUUGAAUUACAGAAUGGAAAGGGUUUUGUGCAACGAAGAACAAGAACACAGCCUGCUGUUGUGAGAUAUCCCAGGUUUAAUGCUGAGAAAAUGUCAGAAAAAUAUCAUCAGUCUCUCUUGCAACUUUUUCUACCCUAUUGGACAGAGGCACAGUUGAAACCACCAGGGUUUGAGUUAUAUGAGGAUUUUUAUGAGACUGGUUAUGUGAAAAUUUUGGGGAGAAAAAAGAAGGAAUCUGUGAAGUCAAUAGUGGAUUUCAAUCAUUCACGUUAUGCAAAGAAUGAAGAUGUUAUUGACAAUGCUCAGGAGGCAUAUGAGAUGAUUGGUGAACCAGAGGAUGCAUGGUCACGAAUAUGUCCAGAAACAGAGGUUCUUAGAAGGGAGGGUAUAGCACAGAGAAAGGAAACUACAGUGCCACAGGAGGAAAACAUAGAUAUCAUACCGGAUAUCGAAAGCGAGAGACAUAAUGCAGAUGUCAUGUAUCAUGUUCACCAAAAUGCAGCUUCAAGAGAGGAAAUGCAAUCUGUUCUUCAAACUUUGAAUGAAACACAGAGUGAAAUAUUUUACUUGGUGCGCGACUGGUGUUUAGGAAAGAUUGCAGGAGAAAAACCUGAACCAUUACAUUUAUUUAUUACUGGUGGUGCAGGAACUGGUAAAAGUCAUCUCAUAAAAGCCAUUCAUUAUGAAGCAUCACGUUUGCUUUCACGAAUAAUGACUGAACCAGAUAAUGUAUCAGUGCUUCUCGCAGCAUUCACGGGAACAGCGGCUUUCAACAUAGGCGGAAAUACACUUCAUCACCUAUUUUCAUUAACAAAGUAUCUUCCCCUUCCUUAUGAACCACUUGGAGAACAAAGUCUCAGUGAAUUGAGAGCAAGGAUAGGAGAUCUUCAGAUCCUAAUCAUUGAUGAGAUAUCAAUGGUAUACAAAAGGCUUCUCUACUAUAUACAUGAAAGGCUGGUGCAGAUUAAGAAGUGCAAAGAGCCAUUUGGAGGGGUUUGUGUUAUUGCUGUUGGGGACUUUUACCAGCUUCCUCCUGUUAAGCAGCGAAAAGACGAGAGACUUUACAAAGAAAAUAUGAGUUAUCCAAUGGACUUCUGGCUUGAGUUAUUUAAAGUCAUUGAAUUAAAAGGGAUAAUGAGACAAAAAGAAGACUUGUCGUUUGCUGAGGUUCUUAAUUCCCUUCGUGUAAGAGAGAGAGAUCAACCGUUAACACAUCAGCAAAGUGCUAUGUUGGAAGAUUGUAUCAGGGAAGGUCCAGAAGAUGUUCUUCAUGUUUUUUCUACCAAUGAAGAGGUUAACGCAUUCAAUUUGUCAAUGCUAAAGAAAUCUUGUGAAGAUUUACUGGAAAUUGAUGCCCAAGAUUACAAAAAGGACAAAACGUCGGGGAAACUGAUACCGAAAAACAAACCUUUGACAAAAUCUAAAAGUGAUGGCCUCCCAAGUUCGCUCUUAUUGUCUGUCCAUGCAAGGGUUAUGCUCACAAGAAAUUGCAAUGUGGAGGAUGGACUUGUUAAUGGAGUAAUGGGGCAUAUCUGUAAGUUUUCAAUGGUUGAAAACAGUGAUAGAGUUGUUAAGGCUAUAGGUGUAAUUUUUGAUAAUAAGGAAGUUGGGAAGAAGUCCGGACAAAAGACAAUGGAUGGAAACCUAGUGUUCAUAGAAAAAGUACAAGAAGAGAUGAAGGAAAAGGCCAGUACGGUGGUAAGACACCAAUUUCCAAUUCGGUUGUCUUGGGCAUGUACAGCUCAUAAGGUGCAAGGAAUGACAACUGAGAAAGCUGUAGUGAAUUUGGAUAAAGUUUUUGCUCCAGGUCAAGCAUACGUUGCAUUGUCAAGGGUUACUUCAAAGACUGGCUUAUUUAUUGAUACAGAAGAUUCAACUCGUUUACAGAGAAAUAUCUAUGCUGAUCCAGAGGUAAAAUCAGCAUUAAGUGAAAUGCCGAAGGUUACUUUUGAUGACACUUCACAAGCCUUACUAUCCACUGGGAAGAAAGUAAUUCUGCAUAACAUACAGAGCUUGCGCAGUCAUUUUGAAGACCUACAAAAAGAUGCAAGGUUUAAAGAGGUUGAUGUUAUAUGCUUAACAGAGACAUGGAUAGGAUCUGGGGAAAAUACGGAGAAAUAUGGACUGCAAGGGUUUCAGUUUCAUCAUCUGCCUAGAAAGGAAGCAUAUGAAGAAAGUGUUGUCUCAAAACAAAGUUUACGCAUGUCAAAGGGUGGAGGAGUUGGGCUGUACUUGAAAGAUAAGGAGGAUUAUGAUAUUGUUCUAAUUGCCCAGAUGAAUAUUGAAGGAAUAGCAGUAAAACUAAUCAAGGAAGAUAUUUUGUUGUUGUGUGUAUAUCGGCCUUGCAUGGAAAAAAUAACAUCAUUCCUACACAAUCUUCAGAAUGUUUUGGGCUUCUUGAAAACAAAUGACUAUGACUGUAUCAUCAUGGGUGAUUUCAAUGAGGAUGCAAGAGCUAAUGGCCCAAUUCAGAGGUUUAUGAGAGAUCAAAACUUCAGACAACUUGUAUCCUUUAGCACUACUGAAAAUGGAACAACACUGGACCAUGUCUAUGUACCUAAUUUAAGACAGAUUGAGGUUCAUCGAUUACCCACAUAUUACAGUUAUUAA